Messenger RNA from Calidris pugnax (ruff), 1162 nucleotides. It is a transcript of the gene RNF41, whose product is annotated as ring finger protein 41, E3 ubiquitin protein ligase. The transcript is spliced from 6 exons. Lineage: Eukaryota; Metazoa; Chordata; Aves; Charadriiformes; Scolopacidae. The record is from RefSeq and is a predicted model, not a curated record. Gene Ontology annotation, molecular function: ubiquitin protein ligase activity; zinc ion binding. Bases 195 to 1148 code for a protein of 317 amino acids. Gene Ontology annotation, biological process: tumor necrosis factor-mediated signaling pathway; positive regulation of JNK cascade; protein K63-linked ubiquitination. Gene Ontology annotation, cellular component: plasma membrane signaling receptor complex.
AUCUGCCCUCUCUGCCCGUAUGACCUGUGCCUCCUGGCCGUUGAAAAACCACUUUUUAUCCUGUAGAAGAGGAAAAGGAAAAGAUGGGCCAUUGGGAGCGUCUCCCUGAAAAGAGCAACCCCAGCCCAGCCCUGCCUCGUCGCCGCUCCGGGAGGAAUUCUGCCGCGGAAGGGUUCUGGCAUCGGUGAUGAGCGAUGGGGUAUGAUGUAGCACGUUUUCAGGGGGAUGUUGAUGAAGACCUUAUAUGCCCCAUCUGCAGCGGGGUCCUGGAGGAGCCAGUUCAGGCUCCCCACUGCGAGCACGCCUUCUGCAAUGCCUGCAUCACCCAGUGGUUCUCCCAGCAGCAGACGUGCCCCGUGGACCGCAGCGUGGUGACGGUCGCCCACCUCCGCCCCGUCCCGCGGAUCAUGCGGAACAUGCUCUCCAAGCUCCAGAUCACCUGCGACAACGCUGUCUUCGGCUGCACGGCCGUCGUGCGACUCGACAACCUCAUGUCUCACCUCAACGACUGCGAGCACAAUCCCAAGCGCCCCGUGACUUGCGAGCAGGGCUGCGGCUUGGAAAUGCCCAAAGACGAGCUGCCAAACCACAACUGCAUCAAGCACUUGCGGUCGGUGGUGCAGCAGCAGCAGACGAGGAUCGCUGAGCUGGAGAAGACCUCGGCGGAGCACAAGCACCAGUUGGCCGAGCAGAAACGGGACAUCCAGCUGCUGAAGGCCUACAUGCGCGCCAUCCGCAGCGUCAACCCCAACCUGCAGAACCUGGAGGAGACCAUCGAGUACAACGAGAUCCUGGAGUGGGUGAACUCCCUGCAGCCGGCGCGGGUGACGCGGUGGGGCGGGAUGAUCUCCACGCCGGACGCGGUGCUUCAGGCCGUCAUCAAACGCUCCUUGGUGGAGAGCGGUUGUCCCACCUCCAUCAUCAACGAGCUGAUCGAGAACGCCCACGAGAGGAACUGGCCCCAGGGUUUGGCCACCUUGGAGACGCGGCAGAUGAACCGCCGGUACUACGAGAACUAUGUGGCCAAACGCAUCCCCGGGAAGCAGGCCGUGGUGGUCAUGGCCUGUGAGAACCAGCACAUGGGGGAGGACAUGGUGCUGGAGCCAGGACUGGUCAUGAUCUUCGCACACGGAGUGGAGGAAAUCUAAAGGACAUGGGGGUU